Molecule: messenger RNA, 102 nt
Organism: Kuraishia capsulata CBS 1993
Lineage: Eukaryota; Fungi; Ascomycota; Pichiomycetes; Pichiales; Pichiaceae
Exons: 1
Coding region: 1-102 (33 amino acids)
Source: RefSeq, a predicted model, not a curated record
AUGGCCUUAACAUUGGCAAUAGAGGCGGAACCCAAAGAACCGGUCACGUGGAUGGUACCCUUGAUGGCUUCACAGCUGGAAAAUUCAUCAAGAUCGGAUUGA